Messenger RNA from Coffea arabica (coffee), 660 nucleotides. The record is from RefSeq and is a predicted model, not a curated record. NCBI's taxonomy places the organism in Eukaryota, Viridiplantae, Streptophyta, Magnoliopsida, Gentianales, Rubiaceae.
AUGGGAGCUAACGAGUUUGAAGACAAAAUCCCAAGUACGAUUGGGCAACUUCGAGAACUCACCGAACUCGAUCUCAAUUCGAAUGGGUUCAAUGGUACCAUUCCAUCCUCUCUUUGGAGGCUGAGUGAGUUGAAAUCCCUGGAUCCAUCUUAUAAUCCACUGAGUAGGGAGUUGCGUGACAUUCACUUUGCCAAACUCACACAACUGAAAGAAUUACGCUUAUCCUCCACUCUACUUGCUCUGAAUGUGAGUUCCUCAUGGGUCCCACCAUUCCAACUUCAAUCUAUGGGAAUGGAUGAUCUCAGUGAUAACCACUUCAACGGCAGCAUCCCUGAUUCUUUGUGCAGCUUACAAAUGCUUGUUCUCCUGGAUCUUUCUAACAACCAGCUCUCCGGAAGGAUCCCUUCAUACAUUGGUAAGCUUAAAACGUUGGGUGUGCUAAAUCUAGCAAACAACAGUCUCUACGGGCACAUUCCAAUUUCAUUGGGACAUCACAAUGAUCUCCAAUCUUUGCACUUGAACCGAAACAAAUUUACAGGGAUGGUCCCAUUCUCGUGCAGACAUCUGAAAAAUUUGCAGUAUCUUGAUCUUGGAAACAAUGAGUUGGAGGGCAUUAUACCAGCAUGGAUUGGCGAAGAACUAUCCCUUCUAAAGAUGUGA